AUCCGCCAGACCAGGAGUCCUUGCCAGCCUCGAUCCUUCACAUCUGGAGGGAAUUGGCAGCCGACAUGGACGACGAUUGGGGAUGGGUCCCGGAAUACAUCUACAUUGAGGGUGACGAACAAGUCCUCCUGGAGGCACUGGAGAAGGGAAAGCUACGGGUGAUCAGCGAUGGCUCCUUCAAGCAACAAGUGGGCACAGCCGCUGUCCAGCUACAAACUAGACGGGGAGGGCACAUCAUAUAG
Molecule: messenger RNA, 242 nt
Organism: Cylindrotheca closterium
Lineage: Eukaryota; Bacillariophyta; Bacillariophyceae; Bacillariales; Bacillariaceae
Source: the annotation of a GenBank genome assembly